Molecule: messenger RNA, 1094 nt
Organism: Tricharina praecox
Lineage: Eukaryota; Fungi; Ascomycota; Pezizomycetes; Pezizales; Pyronemataceae
Exons: 5
Coding region: 225-1019 (264 amino acids)
Cellular component (GO): intracellular anatomical structure
Molecular function (GO): pyridoxal phosphate binding
Source: RefSeq, a predicted model, not a curated record
UCUCCCUAGAGCAACUCACCCCCCGUGCGCUGCAUUGAUCGUCAGGUCCCAACCCAGCCUCCUCGCAUAUCGCAUUGCAUCUGCGAAAUCAAGUUCAAAUUACUCUAGAAGAUCUCCACCCCCCCUCGUACCCCCGUACCCCCACAAAGAACGAAGGAAGACGGUUAGACAGUGCGCGACAAUUGCUAUCUAGAAGCAAAUCCACCCAUCAAUCCAACCCAAAAAUGCAAGCAACCCAAGCCCGAACCCAAAAGCUCGCCGACAACCUGCGCACCAUCAUUUCCCGCGUCUCCGCGGUUCCUACUAGCCGGCAGGUGCGUCUAGUAGCCGUCUCGAAGCUGAAGCCCGCGGCGGAGGUGCUCGCCCUGCACACUGCCACGGGACAUCGCCACAUGGGCGAGAACUAUGUUCAAGAGCUCCUCGACAAAGCCGCGCAACUCCCGCGCGAAAUCGACUGGCACUUCAUCGGCCAGCUGCAAACCAACAAGUGCCGCAAGCUAGCCGAGGAGAUCCAUAACCUAUGGGCCGUCGAGUCCGUGGACACCUGCAAGAAGGCCGAUGCGCUGGAGAAGGGCCGGGAGGCGCUCACGGCGCGGGAGCCAGAGACCAGUAAGCUGCGCGUUUACGUGCAGGUCAACACUUCCGGUGAAUCCUCGAAAUCCGGCUGCGCGCCCACCGACGCCGCCGGUAUCGCGCGGCACAUCCGCACCGCGUGCCCGCACCUGACGCUGCAGGGACUGAUGACGAUCGGGAGCAUUGCGCGGUCGCAGCGGGCGUUCUCGGAGGAGAACGAGGACUUCGUGCUGCUCGCGGCGACGGCGCGGGGUGUUGAGGAGGAGCUAGGUCUGAAGCUGCCCGAGGAGCAGCUCGAGCUGAGUAUGGGCAUGAGCAGCGACUUCGAACAGGCUAUUGCGGCGGGGGCGACGAGUGUUAGGGUCGGAACGGCGAUCUUUGGCGAAAGGCGGCCGAGGCAGGGUGCUCAAGCUAUGAUGGAUGUGGUCACUGAACAGAAGGCUUAGGCGUGCUGUUGUGCUUUCUCAUAGAACAAUGCUUAGAGGUUGGUUGUGUCGUGAUCACGAAACCAAGAUGAGGUA